Molecule: messenger RNA, 3341 nt
Organism: Pimephales promelas (fathead minnow)
Lineage: Eukaryota; Metazoa; Chordata; Actinopteri; Cypriniformes; Leuciscidae
Gene: cwc22
Product: CWC22 spliceosome associated protein
Biological process (GO): mRNA splicing, via spliceosome
Cellular component (GO): catalytic step 2 spliceosome
Molecular function (GO): protein binding; RNA binding
Source: RefSeq, a predicted model, not a curated record
CCUCGCGGGCAUCCGUAGCAUCACUUCCGGAAGACGGCGGGAAAGAUGGCAGCCGAGGCAAACGAGUCCAAGACGGUGUUGAAUAUGAGUCCUACAUCCAGAAAUGAGCCGCCCAGCCCAGGAGAAAUGGAGCAGCGACAGAGAGAGGCCAGCUCAAGUUCAUCUGAGAAUGGAGACAGUGAUGGUGAUGAACGCGGGAGGGUUGUUGCAGAUAGAGAUGAGGGUAUCACUGGUUCAGCUCAACCUGAGAGCUCUGGCAUCAGAGAUGGGAGUCCACGAGCAGGCAGUCCUGUGGCGAGGGCCAGCGGUUCAGACAGCGACAGCAGUGAAGACGACAGUGAUGAUGGUGUAGUGCACAAAAUAAAGAGUAGUGUCACACAUAUCAAGCGUGCCUCUGACGAUGAGAGCAAAAACAGACAAAGAAGCUCCUCACCUGAGAGGGAUGAAAAGAGGUCACAGUCAAGAUCUCGCUCUAGAUCCCGCUCUAGAUCGCGCUCCAGAUCUCGCUCUCCUCAAGAACGUUACGGAAGGGGUCGUAGAUCCAGGGAGCGUGAGCGUGAUCGAGAACGCUAUGGCGAUCGGGAUCGUUACGAGCGGCGCUCCAGCAGAGAGAGGGAUUGGGAACACAGGAGGAGGGGAAGGUCAGCCUCGCCAGACAAAAAUGAUAAAACUCCCACCGAGCAGCCUCCAGUGAAGAAGAGGAAGGAAGGACUGGACCCCAUCCUGACCCGCACCGGUGGGGCCUACAUCCCACCGGCCAAACUGCGUAUGAUGCAGGCUCAGAUCACUGACAAGAGCAGUUUGGAGUAUCAGAGGAUGAGCUGGGAAGCCCUGAAGAAGUCGAUCAAUGGUCUGAUCAACAAAGUGAACGUUUCCAACAUUGCCAACAUCAUUCAAGAGCUGCUGCAGGAGAAUAUUGUGAGGGGCAGGGGUCUUCUGGCCAGGUCUACACUUCAGGCCCAGGCUGCCUCUCCCAUUUUCACCCAUGUGUACUCUGCUGUGGUGGCCAUCAUCAACUCCAAGUUUCCUCAGAUCGGAGAACUUAUCCUCAAGAGACUUAUUCUCAAUUUCCGAAAAGGUUACAGGAGGAAUGAUAAACAACAAUGUCUGACAGCGUCCAAGUUCGUGGCUCAUCUCAUCAACCAGAAUGUGGCCCAUGAAGUCCUGUGUCUAGAGAUGUUAACCCUGCUGUUGGAAAGACCCACUGAUGACAGUGUGGAGGUUGCCAUCAGCUUUCUAAAAGAGUGUGGUCUCAAAUUGACAGAGGUCUCUCCCCGAGGCAUCAAUGCCAUCUUUGAACGUCUGAGGAACAUCUUGCAUGAGUCAGAGAUAGAUAAGCGUGUACAGUACAUGAUUGAGGUGAUGUUUGCCAUCAGGAAGGAUGGGUUUAAGGACCAUCCCAUCGUCCCAGAAGGGCUUGACCUAGUGGAGGAGGAGGACCAGUUCACACACAUGCUUCCUCUGGAGGACGAAUACAACACAGAGGACAUCUUAAAUGUCUUCAAGUUGGAUCCCAACUUCCUGGAGAACGAGGAGAAGUACAAAACAAUUAAACGGGAAAUUCUUGACGAAGGAAGCAGCGAUUCUGGCGAUGACGCUGGCGGCAGUGGAGAUGAAGACGAUGAGGAGGAAGAUGAAGAGGCGGCAGCUGCUGAAGAACAAGAAAAAGUCACCAUUUUCGACCAGACAGAGGUGAACUUGGUCGCGUUCCGUCGAACGAUUUACCUCGCCAUCCAGUCAAGCUUGGACUUCGAAGAAUGCGCCCACAAGUUGAUAAAAAUGGAUUUCCCCGAUAGCCAGACGAAAGAGCUGUGCAACAUGAUCCUGGACUGUUGUGCCCAGCAAAGAACAUACGAGAAGUUCUUCGGUCUCCUAGCUGGGAGGUUUUGCCUGUUGAAGAAAGAAUACAUGGAGAGUUUUGAGGCCAUCUUCCAGGAGCAGUAUGAAACCAUCCACCGGCUUGAAACCAACAAACUUCGCAAUGUUGCCCGAUUGUUUGCUCACCUCCUUUACACAGACUCUGUUCCAUGGAGCGUCCUUGAAUGCGUUAGAAUGAGCGAAGACACAACGACGUCCUCCAGUCGAAUCUUUGUGAAGAUUUUGUUCCAGGAACUUUGCGCUUACAUGGGUUUGCCAAGACUGAACGAGAGACUGAAGGACAUGACUCUUCAGCCUUUCUUCGAGGGUCUGUUCCCACGUGACAACCCGAGGAACACAAGAUUUGCCAUUAAUUUCUUCACAUCGAUCGGCCUUGGAGGACUGACGGAUGAGUUGAGAGAACAUCUGAAGAACGCUCCUAAGAUGAUCAUGACCCAGAAUCAGGAUGUGGAGUCAUCUGAUUCUGAUUCAUCUUCCUCUUCCUCUUCCUCUUCAGACUCCUCCUCAUCUUCAGAUUCCUCAUCUGACAGUGACAGCAGUAGCGACUCGGACUCGUCCAGCGGCUCGAACUCCUCCAGCGGUGACAGCUCUUCAGACUCUGACUCGAGGCGCAAGAAGGCUUCAGGUAAGAAAAAAGACAAGAAAAAGGACAAGAAGUCCAGCAAGGCAGCAAACCAGCGAUCUCCUCUGGAGGAGCGGCCCAGCAAGAAGCACGAGAACCGGCGGCAAGACGGCGACAAAGAGGACCGCCGUGGACCCGACAAACUCCAAAGAGAUUCUCGCCGCCGGGGACACGAGGACGAGUCGCCCCCUGCUCGACAACGAGGAGAACCGGAGCGUGGAAGAGGACAUAAAGAGCAGCAGCAUCCCAGACACGCUCAGGACUAUGAGGACAGACAGACGGAUUCACGCAGGCACAAGGACGAUGGCAAAAACGACCCCCGAGCGGACAAGGACAAAGGUAGACGGCAGAGCCGAGAGAGGGAGCCUCUGCGGCGGAGCCGGGACAGGUCAAAGUCACGAGAGAGGAGCCGCAAAGAGAUCCACUCCAGGGACUCGUACAGGAACGGCUUGGAGAGGGCUGACAAAGAGAACAGGCAUUCUGACAGGAGGAAAGACGAGAGGAGCAGGGAUGGCUCGCCGAGGAGACGCAGAUAGGAAGGAAGACGCAAUCAAAUUAUGGUGUUCAAUGUACUUUCACCUGUGUGCUUUUGCUUAGCCUUUAUGUUAUACAGUAAAGCAUAGCGUUUUUGAGCUGUCAUUUGAAAGGACUCAUGGGGAAAUGGACCGUACACACUCUGAUGGUGUGUAAGGUGUUCCUGAAACAAUUAGCGGUUAAACAGGGCUGUUCAAAACUAUUUUGUAUUUUGUGUAACCUUUACCCAAUUGUAUUUUUGAUGUUGCUUUGGAAGUAAAUGGGGGGAAAAUCAAGAUUAAAGAUAACAUUUGUUAUAAAUUUCAAA